Asterias rubens (European starfish) is the source of this 1722-nucleotide messenger RNA. Its product is annotated as telomeric repeat-binding factor 2-like. Gene Ontology annotation, cellular component: chromosome, telomeric region; nucleus. The transcript has 11 exons. The coding region runs from base 78 to 1502 and encodes 474 amino acids. The record is from RefSeq and is a predicted model, not a curated record. Gene Ontology annotation, molecular function: protein homodimerization activity; telomeric repeat DNA binding. NCBI's taxonomy places the organism in Eukaryota, Metazoa, Echinodermata, Asteroidea, Forcipulatida, Asteriidae. Gene Ontology annotation, biological process: protection from non-homologous end joining at telomere.
AAGAUGGGCGUCUUUGGCGCGGUUUCUUUAGUUGAAAAGUGAUUCCAGUGAAAUGACAAUCAUCUCAACUGAUCACAAUGCCUUCACAGGUUAUCAUGGGUUGGAUUCUGGAUUAUCUGGGUGAUGUAUUUUGGGAAGAAUUCAAGGAACAAAGCACUCUUGAUUAUGAUGCCAAGAGAAAACUCUUUCAAGGCAUACUGUGUCAGAAAAUGAAAUUGGGAGUAGACAGAAUAAGAUUAAGAAACUUCUUAGUACUUUUGGUGCACCUGGUUGACGGCCGAGAUGUCAAAGCCAUUCAUAAAGAUAACCAACAUGACACGCCCCUCGAAGAGGCCCUCGGGUGUUUUGAAUUGGUCAUGUCCGACUUGGAGUGUGAUUGCACAGAGAACGAGGUUGAACAGUUUCGAGACAUCAUGAAGGAACAGGCCGUGAUUGUAUGCUGUAGAUCAAAAGAUUUUGACAAGGCCCAUCUUGUGUUCCUGAAUUUAUUUGGUGAAACUGUACAAGAAGACCCUUCAAAACCAGACUCAAGGACAAGGGUCAAAGUGCAGCGGCAGCUCCAGUCGUUUAUCAAUGACAAGAAAGUCAGUCAGCGAUUCCUGGAUCUCCACUCUUAUGAGAACUUCCUACAAGAAGCAAAGACAUUCUUGCAGAAGAUUUACAGCACAUUCGAACCUCCCAUGUUACUCUCAGCACAAAGGAAAGCCGACCAGCAGAAACCAGGAAUAAUUGAUGCAAUUGAUGAUGACAUUUCUUUGUCAUCAAAGGCGGGCACAUCUACAAGAAGAUUCUCUCAGCAAAAAGGUCUUGGGAAGCCACCACGUAGCCUGUUGGACAGACAUCACAGAGGUGAUGACACAUCAAACGAGAACAGGUUGCCAACUUUCGAGACUAAAGACAACAGUGGCACCUCGAAGGAACUGAGAGGAAUAUCACCCCGCAAGAGAAAGUGUACUGACACCAACACCGAAAAGGGCGUGUACACCUUAGCGGAAUUGAAAGCUGCUACGCCUUCACUAACAGAAAAAGACUGGAUGGACAUCAAAACAACAUCUAAUCCGUUGCAAAGUGACUCCAAAGAAGAGAGUACUCCGACAGUGUCUACUCAAAGAAGGGGAAACUCAAUCCAGGACAAGAAGUACAUUCCGAAUAGAAACCAGGUUCUGUAUAGCCGAUCAUCACCAGAGAAAGCAGAAGACACCAAAGAUGAUCUCAUGUCUUUUGGGUCUGGUUCUGACACAAGUCUUCACUCCGACAUGACCUCCCCAACCCGAAAGUCGCCGAAAAAACACCAUAGCCAUCACAAUCAUGGUUUUAUGCAGCUGAGUAACAAGAAGCAAUUCUGGACCCCUGAGGAGUGUGACCUGUUGAAGAAAGCCGUUGCCCACUUUGGCCCUGGCAAGUGGUCUCAAAUGAGAAUGGCAUACGAUUUCAACGGGCGGACCAACGUCAAUCUCAAGGAUAAAUGGCGUAAUAUGCUACCUUAUUAUACCCGUGGGUGAAAAGAAGCAACUAUAGUGAAGCAUCUUGCUCAAGGACAAAAGUGUAACGACGAGGACUCGAACCCUAACUCCGAUGACUUAACCACCAGAACUUGAAUUUGAUGCUCUUUUUUCAUGUUUUCUGCUGAUUACUGGUUCACCAGAGCAUUAACUUUCAAAUAAAAUUGAAUAAGCUUGGUGAAAAAAGCAAUGGACACUAUUGGUAGUUACUCAAAAUAGC